ACCUGAAGAGCCCCUGCCCCCUGGCCUCCUCAUGGAGGUGUCGAACAUGACAUCGUCUGUCGAUGAGAAGUCUACGAACACCUCAAUUGCCAGGAACACCUCGGUCGGGGACCUGCAUCGGGAAAUCCCGGUCGUGCACUGGGUGAUUAUGAGCAUUUCCCCUCUGGGCUUUGUUGAAAAUGGGCUCCUCCUCUGGUUCCUCUGCUUCCGGAUGAAAAGAAACCCCUUCACCGUCUACAUCACCCACUUGUCUAUAGCAGACAUCUCACUGCUCUUUUGUAUUUUUAUUCUGUCGGUCGACUAUGCUUUAGAUUAUGAGCUCUCUUCUGGCUAUUACUACACGAUUGUCACAUUAUCGGUGACGUUUCUGUUUGGCUACAACACGGGCCUCUAUCUGUUGACGGCCAUUAGUGUGGAGAGGUGCCUGUCUGUCCUGUACCCCAUCUGGUACCGAUGCCAUCGCCCCAAGCACCAGUCGGCGUUUGUCUGUGCCCUCCUGUGGGCACUGUCAUGCUUAGUGACCACCAUGGAAUAUGUCAUGUGCAUUGACAGUGAAAGACAGGGUCACUCUCGAAGUGACUGCAGGGCGGUGAUCAUCUUUAUAGCCACCCUGAGCUUCCUGGUCUUUACUCCUCUCAUGGUGGUGUCCAGCACCAUCCUGGUGAUUAAGAUCCGCAAGAACACGUGGACGGCCCAUUCCUCAAAGCUGUACAUAGUCAUCAUGGUCACCAUCAUCAUAUUCCUCAUUUUCGCCAUGCCCAUGAGGCUCCUCUACCUGCUGUAUUAUGAGUAUUGGUCAGCCUUCGGGAACUUGCACGACAUUUCUCUUCUCUUCUCCACCAUCAACAGCAGCGCAAACCCUUUUAUUUACUUCUUUGUGGGCAGUAGUAGGAAGAAGCGGUUCAAGGAGUCCUUAAAAGUGGUUCUGACCAGGGCUUUCAAAGAUGAAAUGCAACCCAGGCGCCAGGAAGACAAUGGCAACACCACCACGAUUGAGACUGUGGUCUGAGCACCGUGGCAGGGAACAGUGGACAAAAUGGUGGGACACAGAUCAUUUGUACCUUGUGCUUGGAAUACCACUUCCAUAUGUCCUAAAUAAGACACAGAAGGACACCCCAUCCCAUGUGCAUGAGAG
Molecule: messenger RNA, 1135 nt
Organism: Acinonyx jubatus (cheetah)
Lineage: Eukaryota; Metazoa; Chordata; Mammalia; Carnivora; Felidae
Gene: MAS1
Product: MAS1 proto-oncogene, G protein-coupled receptor
Exons: 1
Coding region: 32-1009 (325 amino acids)
Biological process (GO): G protein-coupled receptor signaling pathway
Cellular component (GO): membrane
Molecular function (GO): angiotensin receptor activity
Source: RefSeq, a predicted model, not a curated record